ACUUCCAAAGCAGGAGGAGAGGUAAAAACAGGUAACUUUAGGUCAUGCUAGAACUAGAUGGCAGUUCAAAUCACCUAUAGAAAUUAAUCUAAUGACAUAGCAUCAGCCAAGGGAGGGAUGGAUAAUCUUGCUGCUGAGAAGUGACAAAAGCCAUGGAUUUACAGCUCGGUCCCAGAUGCCUAACACUGGGCCACUGAAAGCCAGCAGAACAAACAAUAGUAACAUCUAAGAGAUUGAAUCUUAGGUUGUGUCCCAGUGCUCAAUGAUCUGAUUUGAUGGUUUAGAAGAAAGAGCAAGUAGAAGUUGGAGUGGAAUUACCUGAUUGGCAAAGUAAAUAAUUCUGCUUCACCAAAUAGAAAAGAUGUGGCAGUGAACAAGCCAGCCAUAAGUCUAAAGAAAAGAAAGCAGGAAAACCCCAAUAAAGAUGCAUCCACUUACAUGGUACAGUAAUGCUAUCAUAUUUAUCUCUGCUAAAGCAAUUCAUUAGUCUCUCAGACUGCAGAGGUAUCUUUGCAGGCUCCGCAAAGAGCCUUCCCUCCAUGUGAAUCAAGAUGUUUGGAAGGGAAAAGCUCUCCCCCUCCACAUCUUCUCAUGAGGUCCUUUAACUUUCCUCACAUGUGACUCUCUUUCCCUCUGUCAUCUUAUAUAAUGAGGUGCACUGCAUGGGGUUGUGGGAACCCAUCAUCUCUCCAAACACCAACUGCCAGUGUUCACAGAAAAGAAGAUGCUCUCCAAGCUCCUCUCUUGGGCUUCUAUCCUUGUAGCUCUCUUCCUGAUACUCCACCAUGGGUGGGCAGCACGCUGCGAAGCAAACAUCCCAAUAGUACAGCAGAUCCAGGUGGGCUUCAGCAAGCCUCCAAAGUUCAUGGUGGUGGUCCAGAACAGCUGCCCGAUGUGUCCUGCCAUUGAUGUGCACUUACAGUGUGCAGCAUUCCCUCAGUCCCUUGCGGAUCCAAGAGUGUUCAGAGUGGUUGGUUAUGAUGACUGCGUUGUCGAUGGAGGUUUGCCUCUGGCUCCACUGCAGAAGAUCUCCUUCAACUACACCCAUGAGAGGUUUAGCAUGUCCCUCAAGUCCUGGUCCUUCCAGUGCGAGUGACAAUGCCCACAUGCUCUUCUUCCACUGAUCCAUCAUUGGUUUCGAUACACAACACUGGAAAAUGUCUUCAGACAGCAGUUGUCUCGUUCUUUAAACUCUGAUACUUUCACCAGAACGUAGAAUAUGGUCCUCAAACAUGCCAAGUUGUCCAAAGGCAGUGUGUAUUGGAAUGAUAAUGACUAUAUAUUGAUAGAGAAAUUUCCUU
This is a messenger RNA of Phoenix dactylifera (date palm), 1301 nucleotides long. NCBI's taxonomy places the organism in Eukaryota, Viridiplantae, Streptophyta, Magnoliopsida, Arecales, Arecaceae. The record is from RefSeq and is a predicted model, not a curated record.